Molecule: messenger RNA, 5892 nt
Organism: Rhopalosiphum padi (bird cherry-oat aphid)
Lineage: Eukaryota; Metazoa; Arthropoda; Insecta; Hemiptera; Aphididae
Product: SOX domain-containing protein dichaete-like
Exons: 3
Coding region: 793-2439 (548 amino acids)
Biological process (GO): anatomical structure morphogenesis; regulation of DNA-templated transcription; cell differentiation
Molecular function (GO): DNA-binding transcription factor activity, RNA polymerase II-specific; RNA polymerase II cis-regulatory region sequence-specific DNA binding
Source: RefSeq, a predicted model, not a curated record
AUAUUCGUUUACAUGGAAAACACUAAUGAUUGUAUAUUUGUAUUUUAUAUUUACCAACACGAAUUCGACAACAACAACAACAACAUGCACUGGGUUUUUCUUGAUAAAACGUCAGUCGCAACGCGUAACGCGGGUCUGCUACAUAAUAUUUCUUAUUAUUACUCAUAAACUUACUUAUUACUUAUUAGUAAUUUACUAUUUAGUAAAUGUUACGCCGUUAACCUCGUUACGUGCUGUGAGUGGUUCGUACUUUUACUGAUAUCACUGCGGUACGUCCGUCGCAAGUCCGUCUUGUGUACCUACUCAAACUUACCGACCGGCUAUCGUUUCUCGACCACAACUACUACAACAGGCGUGACGCGUGUGAUGUCGGAAUCGUAACCCGCCGAUCAUAAUAUUGUUAUCGUGCUAUAUUUUUUUUUAUAUCAGUCUUUCUAGUUUCUACGAUUGUCUAUACGAGAAGAAUUUCAGCAGAUGCGCACCAAUAUAGGCGUACGCAUCGAUGAACAUCGAGAGGUGGUUGCCCAUCAUAACACUGUUUAGACCUGUCGAUUAGCAGCAGUCGCCCGUGUACGUAUAUUAUAGUAUAUAUAUUUAUACGCGUAACAGCAUAAUAUAUAUAUAUAUUACACCUCGUGCACCACACGUUCACACAUACUUGUUGCGUGUCCGUCGCAUCAUAUAUAUAUAUAUAUAUAUAUAUAGUUUGUCGGAAAAAAACGACGGCGGCGUCGACUGUCGGUGUGACUGCUACGACGUCGGCUGCGGCGGCGGUGGCUAACGAACGGGCCAAUGAGAAAGUGGCUGGCGGUCGAUAAGAGGCGGGAACGGUGGCGGUACGCCAUUGGCGGGGCGCCGCGGACGGCCGCCGCCACCGCGUGCCGCCGCGUGUGCUGCACACGCAUUUCGGACACCGUGACGUGCGGCCCUCUGCAGCUGCUGAUCGGCCGUGCGUGCAUUUACUGUCUUCUUAACAGCGACCCGUCCGCUCGCUUCGCCGGCACUCUACACGCGUUGCACCGUCACCAGAAAAUUCCGUUACCGCUCGCCGGACGUCGCCACAGCGUUUCUGCACGGCCGGCGCAGGCCAUGAGCAACGGCAAGACCACUACGCCGCCGGCCACCGCGGCCAACGCGGCGGCCGCCGCAGCAGCAGCGGCUGCAGCGGCUGCGGCCGCGAUGCUGUUGCACCAACACCAGUCGCCGUCGCUGAACCACCAUCAUGCCGCUGCAGCCGCAGCCGCGGCUGCGGCCUAUCACCAGCACCAGCAGCAGCAACACCAACACUUGCAGCAUCAGUUACAGCACCGUGCUCAACACGAACAACAAAUGCACCACCAUCACCAGCAACAGCAACAACAGCAGCAGCAGCAACAGCAACAGCAGCAGCAGCAGCAGCAACAGCAACAGCAACAGCAGCAACACGAUGGGAGCACGGGAGCCAUCACCGUGGCGGCGGCCGUUCAGGAAGCCGUGGCGGUCGCGCAACAGCAGCAACACAUUAAGCGACCCAUGAACGCGUUCAUGGUGUGGUCCAGGGGACAACGGCGCAAGAUGGCCCAGGAAAACCCGAAGAUGCACAACUCCGAGAUCAGCAAGCGGCUGGGCGCCGAGUGGAAGCUGCUGACCGAACCGCAGAAACGGCCGUUCAUCGACGAAGCAAAACGGUUGAGGGCGCUACACAUGAAGGAGCAUCCAGACUACAAGUACCGUCCUCGUCGCAAGCCGAAGACAAUGGUGCAGAAGAAAACCGACACCGGUGCGGUGUCCGGUAAACCGGUGCCGUACUCUGUGCGCGACCUGUUGCCGCAACACGACGCGUCGGCCACGGGCGCCGGCGGAUCUACCUCCGCCUCGGCCACCGGAUCGAUGGCGCAGAUGUCGACGGCCGGCGACCACCAGUCGUCCGCCUCUGCUGUGGCCAAAUUCCCGCGCGCCUACUUCUCGCCGUACCAACACCACCACUACCCGUCGUCGUUCUACCAGCAGGUGGCCAAGGACCUGUCGACGGUGGCCGGAGGCGGUGUCGCUGGCACCGAAGCGGCCGCCGCGGGCAAAGCCGUCCACGAUCUAGCGCUGCACGCGCUAUACGGCAGUUCGCUGUACUCUCGCGCCGUCUCAUUGGCCACCGGGUGGCCGAUAAUGGCCGCGGCCAGCGUGACUGCGGCCGGUUCCAACGGCGGGUGUCCGGUCAACUGCGCCGAGUGCGGUCAGCACGCCGAACGUCCGGCACAGUCGUCGCUGCACGCGCCGCAGCCGCCCAGGCCGGCGCACGAGUCGUCCGCGUCGUCGUCCACGCCGUCGCCGCCCGCCCAACUGCCGCCGCCGUUACUGUCCACCGCCGCUGCCGCCGCGGCCGUCAUCAAGCGGCCUAUCGCCUUGCUCGUCAAGCCGGAUCGCGUCGGGUCGGCCGGUCUACAUGCGCAACACGUCAUAUGAAAACCGCUGCCGGUUCUACCGGAACCGGCCGCCGGCACAGCCUGCACCGCUGCCGCCAUGUCGGCCGCCGUCCAGUGCGGUUGGCCGCAGUGUUCGUCGUCCUCGUCGUCAUCGCCGCCUCCGCCGCCACCGACGACGACGUCGCCGCUUACCACGCCGCCGUGGUGGCUCCAACAGUUGCAGCAGCAGCUGAUGAUGUGCAGCGGCAGCCACAGGAACACGACGACCGCUCGCGGAUCGCCUGGACCGCCGCCCGCCACUUCCGCUUCCGUCACACAAGACCACCGACCGGAUUAGGUGUGCGCCGCGCGCAUCAUUCUCCUCUAUUGCGGUAAGGCCUAUACUACACAUAUUAUAUUAUCAUGUAUGACGAGAUGGAAAAGAGAAAACGGUCGUCGAGGGAUUGUUUUUUUUUUUAUGUAUAAAUAAUAAUAGUUUUAUAAUAAUCUUUGAAUACGGUAAUGAUCAGUUGAAUGACAAGAAUGUAUAAAAAAAAAAUUAAAAAUUAAAAAAAAUUUGGGAAAUUUGCAGUUGAUACGAUAAUAAAAUAUGAUAAUAUGCGUACACCAGUGCUGCAGUAGCCGGAAUAUUUGUCACGAACGACCCCGUAAAACAGCACAAUUUCGUUAAUGUUUUCAUUUAAAAUUAUUAAAAAUAUCAAAUUUAAUAAAUUAAAUUAAAUUAAUUUAUAAUUAAGAUUAAAAUAAACAAAUCUCACUCAACCAAUACCCUAAUAUCUAAGUUUUAUAAAUCUCACACAUUUAUCAUUAUUUAUGUAACCACAAUAUUGUUUUGUUUCGAAUAGGAAAAUAACGAUAAAUAUCGGUUAUACGAAAAUAUGUAUAUAUGUUUAAAAGACAAAAGUAAAUAAAGACUUACAUGUUAAGAAUUUAGUUAAAUUGGCCUGUCAAAUUAUAUAAUUGCCUACUCAAAUAGCAAUUGUGUUCAACAAAAUUCAACAACAUCGAAUGAAGUUUGGUAAGUACACUUAGUUUUUUAGGGCGGAGGGAACUCUACUCUAAUAUCAGAUUACUCAAAUAAAACCAGAACCAGUUAAAACAGUGAUGGUAAAAAAAUGUAUACUUCUCGAUUCCGGCUACUUUACUAAUUUUUAACACUGGGUAUUAUAUGAUGUGUAUUCAUAUUUUAUUUAAAAAAAAAAUUAAUUAUGUCCCGUGUUUGUGUGCACAUAUAAUUUACGAAUAUAAUGCAUUUACAAUACUGAUUAGUCCUCGAUAUUUUCAUACAUUAUUAUUAUUAUUUGACUUUAUAAUAAAUAUAUUAUGUUUCUUCAUUUGUGUAUAAUAAAUAUUAAAUCAUUACGUAAGUGUAACAUACAUAAUAUUAUGUAUAAGAGAUAAAAGUUAAAAGUUUAAUUUUGAUAAUAUUAUGUUCUGUUUUUUUUUUUUUUUGUAGAAUCGAAAGUAUUCAAUAGUAUUUUUAAUGUAAAUCAAAAAGUUUUGGUUAUAUGAUGUUUGGUUAUUUGUUAUUAUUAUUUUAUUUUCAAAAUCGAUAUUUUUUCAAUUUGUAUAGUUUAUUAUUUACAAUUAAAAAAAUGUUCGAUGGAUAACGGUCGUAUAUUAUAAUAUAUCCUUUAAUUUUAUUUUGUACCCUUUGUACAGUAUUAAACCCAUUUAUAAUAUUCUUCGAUCAGAUACGGUUAUAUAUAAGCAAAAGUCGCCCAGAAGUCAUCAUUAAUCUGUCGGGUGACGAUAAGUUUGAAAAAGAAACAGCACCAACACAUUUACAAUUAUUGUUGUAUUCCGGUUAGGAACGGUAUUAUUGUACUCCGUAAGUAAGUUUCUGAUCUCGGCGAACGGUAAAUGUAUUUUUUUUAAAUUACUAUUGUGUUCUGUUUAUUUUAUACGAGUAUAUAAUAUUAUAUAGGCCAAAAUAUUAUUUCAGCGGCAAGACGUAAGAUAAAAAGUCAAUUCAAUUUUCAUUAUUUCCGAGUUUAUUUAAGUGAAAAAAAUGUCUCAUUGUUCGUUUCACAAUGCUAUACACACCUAUAUCUGCGCUGUAUAUUAAACGAAAACAAAUUAAACACAUUUUGUAGCGGUAGAAAUGAAAUAUAUAUAAAAGUCCGGAAAACGGAACAAAAGCGGUGCGAAUAAGACGAAGACCGUUUCAUAAUAUGCAAAUUCUAUUACAUGUAUAUUGUACAGUGCGUAUACUCUACGAUUUGCAUCAGUUAAUUAGUAAGCGUAUUUCACUAAUUUAAAAUACCGUAAUAAUACUCAUAGUAUAAAUAAGGUAUAUAUUUUAUUGAACUAAAAUCUGUUAAACUAUUGUAUAAUGAUACGAAUGCUGCACUAAUCGAAAAACAGACUUCAACUGUUUAUCAGCAUUUGUCUGAUAACCUCGUGUUUGUGGUUUGUGUAACGAACGACUAUAAUAAUUCCAUUUCGUACCAAUAUGUACCUAAUAUGAUAUUACGCUUGAUGCAAUAGAUUUUUUGAAAGUGUAAUUUAAUAUUAUCUAUUUGAAACGGUCACAAUAAAAUCGGUGGGGUAAUAAAUUUUACCAAUAUACGUCAAACAGAACGAGCCAAAUAUAUUUUAUCUGCUGCAGGGCGAUGACUCUUGUCCACGUCAAAUGGGGAUUAUCAAAUUGCAUUCCUUACCUACACCAAAAUGUUGACAAUUGCACUCGGGUUAAAAAUCAGAUAACGUUAAACAUUUAAAUUGCGUUCGAUCGGAUCAUUCCAUAGAACUUGCAAAUAUUAAUUUUAGUUGAAAAUUGUAUGUGAUGUGGUGUCGAUCGAUUUAGUAUUAAAACGACAUUAUUAUGACAGAAAUUUUAGUCACUCGUAUAGGUGAUAUCAUCAUAAUAAAAACAAUGAACUUUAAAUAUUAAAAAUACAAACUAUACUCACGACCGUUGACUGAGGUUAUAUUGUAUUCGCUAGUAAACAGAUUUUUUUUUAUAAUGGAAUUGAGUGCAAUUUGAAUAUUACCUUUUUUAAAUCCGAUUAAACAAUUCAAACAUAUAUUAUUCUGUACCGAGUGCAAUUUAACCUUACCUUACCCUUUACACGCGUUUGCAAUGCGAAAUCGGCAUUCUUUAAUUUGUCGAGUAUAGGCUAUUCUAGUACAAUUAUGAUGUGUAUUUGUGUGUGUAAAUAUAAUUGGACGAGGUGAAUUGCUAUACGGGUAAGAUGUGACUUAUGGUCGAUCAGUUUUAUAUAAUUUAUUUUAUCCAAACGAUGAUUUUGUGCAAUAUAAUUUUGUUAUUUAUUUACCGUGUUUACAAAAUAUGUUUAUUUUAAUUAUCAUGAUUUGUAUUGAAUAAUCAUAUCUCUUAUUUUAUACCCCUCGAGUUUAAAUAAUUAUUAUUGAAUAAAUCGAUAUAAAUAUCGAGAAUUAACUUUUAACUAGUUAAUUAUUUGUAUUAUUGUUUAUUAUUUAUUUAUUUUUCACAGCAAAUGAAAUAAAAACCUUACCUCACGUCAGA